AUGAUAUCCUACAGCUACUACGACCAACUGAGCCAGAAUUUACGAGCCGCUGACCAAUGGGACAUCAUUUCCAAUCGUACCGUCCAUCGACUUCUAGCACAGCAAAGACCACCGACAAUCUCACCGGCAGUGGAGUCGGGGACGGUAAAAGAUGCUCAAGGAUACAUCAAUCUGACGUUCGCCGUGAACGAGAGCUUAGGUGUCGGUUUCAAUGUGAGUUUAAACGUAACGGUCGGUGAAGUUGAAACCGGCAGCCCCGGUUCCGCCGAUGGUGGCAACAAUGGUACGUUACCGUUCGCGAUGCGUGAUACGUUGUGGAUCGUCGUACCGAUAAGUGUCAUCUACUCAACCAUCUUCGUAAUCGGUGUGCUUGGUAAUGUCAUCACCUGCAUUGUUAUAUCGCGCAAUAGGUCCAUGCAUACCGCUACCAAUUAUUACCUUUUCAGCCUAGCUAUUUCGGACCUAUUGCUACUGAUUACAGGCGUGCCCCAGGAUAUCUACAGCAUUUGGUACAGAUUUCCCUAUCCCUUCGGGAACACUGUUUGCAAGAUGGCAAGCUUUGCUUCGGAAUCCUUCGCCAACGCGACAGUGCUCACGAUAACGGCUUUCACUGUGGAAAGGUACGUCGCCAUCUGCAAGCCUUUUCUGUCACACACGAUGUCCAAACUGUCGCGCGCAGUCCGGUAUGUGAUAACAAUUUGGUUGAUAGCCUUCAGUCUAGCCAUACCGCAGGCCCUUUCGAUGCAAAUUGACACAGAGUUUCGUACGUGUACGGUGCGCCAAGAGCAAACGAAGCACGUGUUCUUCAUCUCAACGGUGCUCGUUUUCGUGUGCCCUAUGAGCGUGAUAACAGUUCUGUACAUUCUGAUUUGGUUGCAGUUGCGUCGAUCUAAGGUUGUCCGUAGCGGGACGAUUCGAAGCUCGAGUGUGCGGUUGAAGCGCAGUAUCCUCAAGCGCAGCUCCCAACGCACGGUCGUUACGCUACAGUGCGAUCCAAACGAUUCACCGUUACAUCACUACAGUGAGAGUGUGCUCUCUAGCACCCUGCAGCAUCCCAGACUCUCCGACACUCUGCCAUUGCCGACGUCAUCCUUUCUGCACUACGCCAAAAGCUGCCCAGCGAGCCCGGUACGGAGGCAUCGUCGUUCGGAGGACGCAGCAAGAGAGUCUGCACUGUCGCUUGGCAGACCGUCGCAUCCUCAGCUGCACCAGCAUCACAGGCGCAUGCAAAGUUUGGUACCGUCCCGUUACUGUGCGGCGGGUGGCAGCUCUUCUGUAGCGCUGCGAAGUGGCAGCAGCACGGCAAGCGUUGCUGGUAGUCAUCCAGGGCUGGAACAGCAGCUGUCCGGAGCCUCCGAGGAUGGGCGAAUCAACUAUUCGACACGUGCACAGUACAAAAGCACGCGGCAUGUGGUGAAAAUGUUGGUGGCUGUCGUUAUAGCGUUCUUCCUCUGCUGGGCACCAUUCCACGCGCAGCGGCUUAUGGCAGUCUACGCAAACGACCACAACGAGAACGCUGACAUACGGACGGCGUUCGAAAUUCUGACGUGUGUGUCGGGCAUACUCUACUACAUCUCGACCUGCAUCAACCCGGUGCUGUACAACAUCAUGAGCCACAAGUUUCGCGAAGCAUUCAAAGAAUGUAUUGUGGCACUCAAAUUCAAAUAA
Molecule: messenger RNA, 1668 nt
Organism: Anopheles maculipalpis
Lineage: Eukaryota; Metazoa; Arthropoda; Insecta; Diptera; Culicidae
Product: pyrokinin-1 receptor-like
Exons: 7
Coding region: 1-1668 (555 amino acids)
Biological process (GO): neuropeptide signaling pathway
Cellular component (GO): plasma membrane
Molecular function (GO): neuropeptide receptor activity
Source: RefSeq, a predicted model, not a curated record